Messenger RNA from Dicentrarchus labrax (European seabass), 4246 nucleotides. RefSeq names its product arylsulfatase I. The transcript is spliced from 11 exons. The record is from RefSeq and is a predicted model, not a curated record. The coding region runs from base 228 to 2528 and encodes 766 amino acids. NCBI's taxonomy places the organism in Eukaryota, Metazoa, Chordata, Actinopteri, Moronidae.
GUCGUAUUUCAUUGGGAAUGUGGACGCUCAGACUGAAGGAAGGAAGGUUUUUGUGGAAACUUGAGGACAUGCGGCGUCUCCCUUUACUCAAACUUUACUCAAACCAAACUCCCUGCGAGCCGAAGACAGAGCCGAGGAGCGAAGAAUGAACUGAAGAGCUGUGCAGAGGAAGAGGAGGGGGAGAAGAAGGAGCCGUUCACUCUCAUUGAUCCUGUAUCGAAGUAACGAUGCAGGCUGCGGCUGCGGCUCUGACCCUGCUGAGUGUUUUCUUCAGCCUGUCUGCUCACGGGUCCAAACCGAAGCAGAUGCAGCACCAGAAUCACAGGAACGCUCGGAGCGACGAGGCAGGAGUGAGGAGGAAGAACCAGCCGCACAUCGUGUUCAUCCUCACAGACGACCAGGGUUUCAACGACAUCGGCUACCAUAACCCGACCAUCAAGACUCCUACUCUGGACAAACUGGCGGCGGAGGGCGUGAAGCUGGAGAACUACUACGUUCAGCCCAUCUGCACACCGUCACGCAGCCAGCUCAUGACCGGCAGAUAUCAGAUCCACACAGGAUUACAACACUCCAUCAUCAGACCCAGACAGCCGAGCUGUCUGCCUUCACACAUGGACACUCUGCCCGAGAGGCUCCGCGAGGCCGGCUACACCACACACAUGGUCGGCAAGUGGCACCUGGGCUUCUACAGGAAGGCAUGUCUGCCCACCAGAAAGGGUUUUGACAGUUUCUUUGGUUCUUUAACAGGAAGCGUGGAUUACUACAGUUAUGGGUCUUGUGAUGGCCCGGGGUUGUGUGGGUACGAUCUCCAUAACGACGAGGGUGUGGCGUGGGGCCAGGAAGGGAAAUACUCCACCACGCUGUUCACACAAAGAGCUCGCAAGAUCCUGGAGAGUCACGACCCCACAGACAGGCCGCUCUUCCUGCUGCUCUCCCUCCAGGCAGUCCACACUCCUCUACAGACUCCCAAGUCCUACAUCUACCCCUACCGUGACAUGGUUAACGUCGCCAGGAGAAAGUUCGCCGCCAUGGUGUCCACAGUGGACGAGGCGGUCCGAAACGUCACCUACGCUCUGAGAAAAUACGGAUACUACCGGAACAGCGUCAUCAUCUACUCCACCGACAACGGCGCCCAGCCAUUCACGGGAGGGAGCAACUGGCCGCUACGAGGCCGUAAGGGAACGUACUGGGAAGGCGGAGUCCGUGGAGUGGCGUUUGUUCACAGUCCCCUAUUGAGACGCAGGAGACGGGUCUCCAAAGCUCUACUGCACAUCACUGACUGGUUCCCCACACUGGUGGGCCUGGCCGGGGGGAACAUCAGCCAAAGUCAAGGCCUGGAUGGUUUUGAUGUUUGGCCCACCAUCAGUGAAGGGAAGGAGUCACCUCGUCUGGAGAUCCUUCACAACAUUGACCCUCUGCACAAACCUGCUGAGAGAAAGACCUGGAAGUCCGACACAAAGGGAGCCUCAGGUGAAAAUAAAAUGAAGAAGCUGAAAGGUCCAGGCCCGGCCUUUAAGAAGCCAAAGAGGAAGAAGAAGGUCCUGAGGCAUCAACCAAAGCAGAAGUCAGCGUUCAAGUUGAAGACCACCAGGAAACCUCAGAGGUUUUCCUACCACGCUGCUAAACCUAAACCCAAGUCCAAGCCCCUCUCAAAAUCAAAACUCAAACCCAAGACCAAAGUCUACGCUCAGAACCGGAGACUGUCACAUCACAAUCAACACCUGAAGUCUCACCCCAGUGGUACUCCAUCUAUCUCAGGGAUAUCCCUCCCUGAAUCUCAGCCUCAGCUCCAAACACAUUUUAAGUCAAAAUCCAGGCGGACCGUAUCCCAGAACCAGAACCUUCCGUCGCGGUCAAGACCACCUCAGCCAAAAUCCAAGACACAGUUUAAAUUACAUUUAAGGUCAAAGUCCAAGCGGACAUUAACCCAAUACCAGAACAUGUCCCAGCCAGGGACGCUGCAGCCCAAAUCCCAUCCAAUGCCCCAGUUCGGGCUCCAGUCGGCCCAGCCUGUGUGGGACACCUCGGUCCAGGCUGCCAUCAGAGUUGGGGACUGGAAGCUGCUAACAGGAGACCCAGGACAUGGAGACUGGGUCCCCCCACAGGUACUUCCCACUUUCCCCGCUCCCUGGUGGAGCCUCGAGCGUUCAGCCCCACCCUUCCUCAAACCCUCCACCCACAAAAAGGUCUGGUUGUUCAACAUCACAGCCGACCCGUGCGAGCGGCGGGACCUGACGGACCAGAGGCCGGACGUGGUCCAACAGCUGCUGGCCCGACUCGCCUACUAUAACCAAACGGCCGUGCCGGUUUAUUUUCCGCCCGACGACCCUCGAGCCAAUCCCAGCCGGAACGGCGGAGCCUGGGUGCCCUGGGUGGACGAAGAGGAGGACGAGGAGGGAAAAUAUCACGGAGUGUACAAGAAAGGUAGGAACAGCAAGAAGAAAAAGAAGAAGAAGAAGUUGCGGGUGUGCAAGCUGCAGUCGUUCUUUCUGAAACUGAACACCGGGAUGAUGUCCAACCGGAUCUGAGGGGAGUGCGUCUGAGACUUCAGUGUUUUUAGAUGUUUUUUAUAUUGUUACAUCUUCGCUUCCUGAAACCAACGAACAAAGUGGGAACAGAGUUAAUUCCACUACAUUCAGUUGAACAAAACCACCUUCAAAAACUUUCUAGAACGUGUCUUUUCACUGGCUUCACUUUUCAACUCGUUCCUCUGAAAAUCAACAGUUUAUUUUUUAUUCUCAAACACAUUUCUUUGUCGUUUACUGUCUGAUUUCUAAUAAUGUUAAAUAUGAACGUACUGUCAAAACAUCUCGUCUGAGAUUAAGAAUCAGGUCACUUCAGGCUUUUUGGGUUGACUUUUUAAAAGGUCAGUUCACUCGGAUAGAGUAGGUCAACCACCAGUCAGAGGGGUUGGUGGUUUGAUCCCCGGCUCUUCCUGCUGCAUGUCAAAGUGCUCUAGAGCAAGAUACUGAACCCCAAAUAGUUCCCGAUGACCUCCAUCUGUGUGCGAAUGGGAUCAGUUUCUGUUUCCAAUGAGCAGUUGGCACCUUCAUAUAAGUGGCUCUCCUAUAAGAUGACGUUACCCGCAGUGAACCAGUUUAAAUUACAGUAAGCAGGAACAUGUUUGUGAGAUUUGGGUGAACUGACCCUUUAAAUUAUUACAGAUAUUUUUAUUAUAAACUGGCAAUAAGGUUGUUUUCCAGUCUCUGUUCUUUCUUUCUUAUGAUGUUAUCGUGUGACUUGUUUCUUGUUAUUAUUGUUUUUUACAAACUGACAGAGUUCUUGAUACAAGGGCCGACACCGCGGGGCAGUAAAAUGUUCUUGGACAUUGUAAAUGAUUCGAUAAUGUGUCUUUAACUUUUGAGCAGAAUGAACCAGAGAGCCAUUUGAUUUUAAAGAGUCUGCGUUAAGUGAAACACGCAGGUUUCAUGUACUGUAUGUUCUCACCAACAACUCAUAAUUUAAAAAAACGUCCCAGAUCGAAGGUUUACCUUUUUUACAGCGAGAGUGCACGAUCAUUAUAAUUAUUCCUAUAAAUCUAUAAGUGUUAGUGUUUGUUUGUUUGUUAUACGCAACAGAAUCAGACAUGGAGGUUUUAAUAUUUAUCAGAAAUACUGUUGGUUUUCUUUAUGUAUUUACUACGGCUGAAUCAGGCCUUUGGAUACUGUGGCUGUUUGAAUGUAUUUCUAAUGGCAAACAUGACUAUGAAUUUACAGUAUUUAAUGUUUUUAAUUUACUACAUUGCUACUGUGAACAGCAGAAACUGUUAUUUGUUAUUACUUAUUACAUGUUAUCUCUCACUUAUUCGGCCCUGUAGGAUUAACACGAGACUAAUAUUUUCACAUUUUUUAAGUUUUACUUGAACUACUUCGGUUGUUCCUCCUGACACCUGAGUGAUGAUCCCUUGAGUCCAAUGAAAACACACACACACACACACUUGAAGAUAAAGUGGCCGCCUGCUAUCACAGACACCCAACAGACCAUCGGGCUCAUGCAUUCAGGAAACAGUGAGGAGGAAGUAGAAAGUGUUUUUUUUACCAGCAUUAGCAGCCCCUUUGACGUAAGUUGUUGGUUUUCUCCCGUUUGAGCAAGACACCUAACCUCUAAAUAUUUCAGUGUAUUUGCUCAAUAUCUAAACAAACCACGACUGUGGCCGCUGUAACAGCAGCAGAGUGUUCCUGAGAAACAGUUUAUAGGGACGCUUGAUUUCCCCCACCCUGAGUAAAUAAAGGUAAAAGAGAAUUAA